AUGGAGCGCCUGGGUGAGGGUGCGGCAGGUACAGUACGAAAAGUACUCCAUCGACCCACGAAUCGUAUUAUGGCCAAAAAGUCAAUCUCGACAGAUCCGGAUCCGGCCGUUCAGCGCCAGAUUCUCCGAGAACUUGCUUUCUUGAGAACCUGUAACUCACCCCACAUCGUUUCAUUCUACGGCGCAUUCUUGGAUGACGGUGAUACUACUGUCUCACUCUGCAUGGAGUUUUGUGAGGCUGGAAGCUUGGAAGAUAUCUACAAAAGAGCAAGUUUACUUGGAGGUGUUAUCGGAGAGCCUUUCUUGGCUCGGAUUGCUGAAUCAGUGUGUAAAGGUCUUGUGUACCUGCAUUCAAAGCGAGUUAUUCAUAGAGAUAUCAAGCCAUCCAAUAUCCUUGUUACUCGAUCGGGUGAAAUUAAGUUGUGCGAUUUUGGAGUAUCAGGAGAAUUGAUCAACUCUGUUGCCCAAACCUUCACGGGAACCCAAUAUUACAUGGCACCUGAGCGUAUUCAAGGAAAUGCUUAUCAAGUCCAGUCUGAUAUCUGGUCUCUUGGUCUUACUCUUAUCGAAGUCUCACAAAACUGCCCCGCCUUACCGCCCCCUGGACAGCCUCAUCUGUCAAUCUUUGAACUCCUUGAUUUUAUCGUACGCCAACCUGUUCCUGUAAUUGAAGGCGCACACAUUUCGGAAGAAUGUAGAAACUUUGUAGCAGUUUGUUUAACAAAGGAUCCUCAAUAUCGACCAGGACCCAAUAGAAUGCUCGAACAUCCCUUUAUUGCUCUGUGGGAGAAUGUGGAAAUGGACUUAGGCUCCUGGGUAAAGGAAGUAUGGGGAUGGGAUUAA
Phycomyces blakesleeanus NRRL 1555(-) is the source of this 843-nucleotide messenger RNA. RefSeq lists its product as hypothetical. The coding region runs from base 1 to 843 and encodes 280 amino acids. NCBI's taxonomy places the organism in Eukaryota, Fungi, Mucoromycota, Mucoromycetes, Mucorales, Phycomycetaceae. Gene Ontology annotation, molecular function: ATP binding; protein kinase activity. The record is from RefSeq and is a predicted model, not a curated record. The transcript is spliced from 6 exons. Gene Ontology annotation, biological process: protein phosphorylation.